AAAUGGGGAGGUCGUUUCUAUGGAGACCGGGCCGCAGCCGGGAGGUUUCGAAGUGAAACUUUGCAGCGGGCGGCGGGGCCCGUGGGCAGGGCUGCCGAGCCCCGGCGGCGCCAGCGAGAGCAGGCGGGCCGGCGGCAGGGACCCGGAGGCUGAGGGUGUGCCCGGGGCCGGCGGCGAGCGGCGCCCGGGCAGCUCACGGAGGAGCCGGGAAAGUUUCGCGGCGCGGAGCCGCCGCCCACCCCCUCGCCCUUAAGCGGCUGCUCGAGGCCGUCCCCCUCUGCGCUCCCGGCGGCCCCCGAAGCCCGCUGCUAUGGCAGCCGCCCGUCGCCGCGGGGCGAGCAGGGGGAGGCCGCCUCCGGCUGGCCGUGCGGCGGCAGCGGGGGGGCGCGCAGCCCCCGGUCGGCGGGCGUCCUCCUCCUCCGGCCGGCAGUGACCGCCCCGGCCCCCGCUCUCCGCCUGCUCGCCAUGCCUUUCGCCGCCCGCGUCUCGCCGAGGACCGUACUGGGGAAGGGCGACGGAAGCCACCGCCCUGCCACUCCUUGAGCCAGCCGCCGCCUCACCGGAGCAGCCCCAUGUCGCCCGGCCGCCGCGCAGCCCCGCAGCCCGCUGCGCUCUGAGGGCGGCGAACGCCUCGCACCUCCCCACAGGGCACGACCCAGAACUAUGAUAGCAACAGGAGGAGUUAUAACAGGACUGGCUGCCUUGAAAAGGCAAGACUCUGCCAGAUCUCAGCAGCAUCUCAACCUCGCCACAGCACCAGCGCCCGAGGAGAAGAAGCCAGUGCGGCGCCGGCCCCGGGCAGACGUCGUCAUCGUCAGGGGCAAAAUCCGCCUCUAUUCUCCGUCGGGAUUCUUCCUGGUCCUGGGGGUGCUGAUCGCCGCCUUCGGCAUCGCCAUGGCCAUCCUGGGCUACUGGCCGCAGGGGGAGCAGCUGCUGGGCUCGGCGGAGGCGCUGCCGGCGAACGGGACGCAGGAGCUGCGGGGCCAGGGCGGUGCACUGCUGCGCUUCUUCGAGCAGCACCUGCGCUCCGACAAGAUGAAGAUGCUGGGGCCCUUCACCAUGGGCAUCGGCAUCUUCAUCUUCAUCUGCGCCAACGCCAUCCUGCACGAGAACCGCGACAGGGAGACCAAAAUCAUACACAUGAGGGACAUCUACUCCACUGUCAUAGACAUCCACACCCUGCGGCUCCGGGAGCAGCAGCAGCUGAGCGGUGCCUUCGGCGGGCUGCUGGGGGAGGGAGAGCUGCGGCAGGCUGGCAGCUCCUGUGCCUCCCAGCUGGCUGCCCACACCGUCGCGCCUUUCUCUGGCUUCAAGAGUAGCUUUAGAGUGGACAGUCCUGCUGAAGAGGAUGAGGUGACCCUAACUGAAGUCAGGACCACUGGCAGCCUCCUGCCGCCUCUGCUGACCGAGCAGCCUGGUUCGGUGUUUGGGCUUCACCCGCAGCGCAGCAAGGCUCAGGACGACAGAAGCUCUAUCAGGUGUGAGACUAAAUCCAUCGUCUCCUCUUCCAUCAGUGCUUUCACACUGCCAGUGAUCAAACUCAACAACUGUGUGAUCGAUGAGCCCAGCAUAGACAACAUCACCGAGGACUCCGAGAUCUCCAAGAGUGGCUCCAGGAACCUGUCCAUGGACUCCCUGCCCCUGCCGGUGCCCGACACCCGCGAGCCCUGCAGGCCCCCCGCUGCCCUGCUGCCGCGGCACAGCUCCCUGCUGGACGCUCCAGCUGCUCAGUCCAGGUCUUCUAUGGCUCUUGGAGCAAGCGCAGGAAAGCUUUUGUCUCCGGGUGCUGCCAGGAAGCAGUUUGGGUCCAACACGUCUUUGCAUCUUCUGUCCUCACAUUCCAAGUCCCUGGACUUGGACAGAGGUCCCUCCACGCUCACGGUGCAGGCUGAGCAGAGGAAGCAUCCCAGCUGGCCCAGGCUGGACCGCAGUAACAGCAAAGGGUACAUGAAACUGGAAAACAAGGAGGACCCCAUGGACAGGUUGCUGGUGCCCCAGGCAGCAGCCAAGAAAGACUUCACCAACAAGGAGAAGCUGCUGAUGAUUUCCAGGUCUCACAACAACUUGAGCUUCGAACACGAUGAGUUUUUGAGUAACAACCUGAAGCGAGGAACCUCCGAAACCAGAUUCUAACACUGAGACUGCAACCCAGGGGAUGCCUCACAGUAUUUUUAGAACAAAAAUAAACCCCCAGCGUUGGGACAAGUGUUUCCUUUUCAGUCAGACAGUACAAGCCUGUAUCUAACCCAGUGCUUGCCAGCCUACUGCACUGGUUUUGUGUAACGAGAGGUCUUUGUCUUUGUAAUGCCAAGAGGCUUUGUCCUGGUACCAUACAGCUGCAAUUCUGUGCAUUGCCAUUGCCCAGAGAGUUUUGGAGUGACUGAUUGCAGUUCUCCCCAGGUCACUGUUUCCUUUGUUCUGUAUAAGCAUGUUAGGUUUGAUCAGUUGGACGCCAGAAGCUUGCAUUAGGGAAAACAAACAAACAAGAGCUUCAUUUCCCUGUCAGAUCUGGUUAGGGAAUGACUGCAGGAGUCUCAAAGCAGCUCUUGCGGUCGGGAAUGGGAAGUGAGCAGGAACACACACUGCACUUAUCCACUCUGCUGCUGUCUUCCACAUGGAAUUGUCAGGAUCUGAAGGGACCUCAAAGAUCAGCCAGCUCCAGCCCCCCUGCCAUGCCCAGGGACACCUCACUCUAGGGCAGGUUGCCCACAGCCACAUCCAGCCUGGCCUUAAAAAAUUCCAGGGGUGAGGCUUCCAUCACCUCCCUGGGCAACCUGUGCCAGGCUCUCACCACCCUCAUGCUGAAGAACUUCCAAUCUGAAUCCCACUUCUAGUUUUGUUCCAUUCCCCCCAGUCCUAUCACUGCCUGGCAUCCUAAAAAGUCCCUCCCCAGCUUUCUCGUAGCCCCCUUCAGAUACUGGGAAGUCACAAUAAGGUCUCCUCGGAGCCUUCUCCUCUCCAGACCAAAUAACCCCAACUCCCUCAGCCUAUCCCCAUAGCAGAGCAGCUCCAGCCCUCUGAUCAUCCUCUUGGCCCUUCUCUGGACAUGUUCCAGCACCUCCACAUCCCUCUUGUCCCAGGAGCUCCAGCACUGGAUGCAGUACUCCAGGUGGGGCCUCAGCAGAGCAGAGCAGAGCAGAGGGGCUGGAUCACCUCCCUGGCCCUGCUGCCCACACUGCCCUUGCUGCAGCCCGGGAUCAGGUUGGCUCUCUGGGCUGCCAGAGCACACUGCUGGCUCCUGCUGACAUCUCAGCCAUCAUGACUGUAAGAAACUUGUUCCCUUGUUGGGGUGGUGGAUAGAGAAGAGUGGGUGUGACUAAAAGCUUUAGUGUGAGUUGCUUGUGAAGGCUGAACAGCAGCGUUGUGACUCAGGAGCUGCUUUGUACGGUAACCUUCCUUCAGCCACUGUAACUGAGCCCUGGGGUUCUGGGAAUGCAGAGACACAGUGAAAACCCUGAGCCUCCUUCUGGGAUCAGCAGCAGUUUGAGUCAAAAUAGGCAGAUUGAGUUGAAGCCACAGCAUGGCAGGAACACGGUGGGUGAUGAGGUGAUGGCUUCCACUUGGUAAGGUUGGUGGCUUUGAGCUGGGAGAGGGGAGGUUUAGACUGCACGUUAGGAAGAACCCAAACCAACUGAUGCUGGUGAUGAUAAUAUAUAGAGUCACAUAGAAUGGGCUGGAAGGGACCUUCAGCAUCAUCUGGUUCCAACUCCCCUGCCAUGGGCACAGACAUCUACUAGCCCAGGUUGCUCAAGGCCUCGUCCAGCCUGGCCAUGAACACUUCCUGGGAGGAGGCAUCCACAGCCUCCCUGGGCAACCUGUGCCAGUGUCUCCCCAUCCUCACUUUGAACAAUUUCUUCCUAAUCUCCAAACUCAAUCUCCCCUCUCCCAGCUCAGAGCCACUGCCCCUCCUGUCACUGCAUGCCCUUGUAAAAGUCCCUCCUCAACUCUCCUGUAGUCCCCUUCAGGUGGGCUGCUCUAAGGUCCUCAUGGAAAUAAGGGUGAGGAGGAGGAGAAGGAGGAAGAAGAAGAGAAGAGGAUGAUGAUGUAGCUUGCAUCUGGAGAGAAGAAUGGGAAAUGAAUGCAUUGCCACUCAUUACAGCAGCAAGAAGCUAACCAAGUAGCUCUCCACGCCCACGGUACAGACACAAAGCACCCCAGUGAGUGCCUGCCCUAGCUGAGAGCAGAGCCCCUGGGCUGCCUGCUGCUGUGCUGUGCACAGUGGGUGCAGUGCAGGCUCCCUGCACUUUGCAUUAGGAGGUCUUGUGAGAGGAAGUGACCUUUAGCAGCAGAGCAGAGCAGCCCAGCUGGCAGGCCUGCAGCCAGUGCUGAAGCAAAGACUUGCAGCAUGCCCAGCAGAAGGCUUCCAUGUCGUUCCUGAAGGCUGCAGUCCUGCCCUGCCAGCCCUGCUCCAGGAGGUCACUUCAAGCUCCCAGGCUCAGCUAACAGGAAGCUGCUCCGAGCCCUCUGGGUUUGAUACAUUCACUGCAACCUAAACACUCAGGAAUUAUUUCUAAUGGCUUUGCCCAAAAGGAGUCAAACCUGUUAAAGUGUCUUUGUUCUUCAGUUACUUUAAUAAUGAAAGAGAAAACUGCCCCUUUUUUGUUGCCCUUUGGUGAAUUACUGUUGAGCUCCAGUGCCAGCUGCCUGCCUGAUGCACCAGGAGCAUCCCUUGCCAGGUGAGCUGAGGUGUGGUGUUGACUGGUAGAGCCUCUGUAUUGUACCAGAGUUAGCUCAGUAUUUUGCUAUGAAGCCUUUAAUAACUUUCUCAUUUGUGUCCUCAAGACAGUUGCUAUUUUUGGAAAUAAAAUGUCUACCUA
This is a messenger RNA of Pogoniulus pusillus (Red-fronted tinkerbird), 4817 nucleotides long. RefSeq names its product transmembrane protein 200A (gene TMEM200A). The record is from RefSeq and is a predicted model, not a curated record. The transcript is spliced from 2 exons. NCBI's taxonomy places the organism in Eukaryota, Metazoa, Chordata, Aves, Piciformes, Lybiidae. The coding region runs from base 664 to 2133 and encodes 489 amino acids.